Molecule: messenger RNA, 7415 nt
Organism: Fundulus heteroclitus (mummichog)
Lineage: Eukaryota; Metazoa; Chordata; Actinopteri; Cyprinodontiformes; Fundulidae
Gene: drd1b
Product: dopamine receptor D1b
Exons: 2
Coding region: 1020-2411 (463 amino acids)
Biological process (GO): G protein-coupled dopamine receptor signaling pathway; vasodilation; adenylate cyclase-activating adrenergic receptor signaling pathway
Cellular component (GO): plasma membrane
Molecular function (GO): G protein-coupled receptor activity; dopamine neurotransmitter receptor activity, coupled via Gs
Source: RefSeq, a predicted model, not a curated record
GAUGGAGCAGUUGUGGCAUGGACCGUGGAACAAAGCAGCGGGCAGCACCAGCUGAGCGGAGAGAGAGGAGAGCGCGCAUGAAUAACGCUCUUGGAGAGAUCAGAGUCAUUCCCGUCACUCUCCGCCGGCCGCAGUUGCGUCGCGGUGCUGCAGCAUCACUGAAUGUCGCGUGGAAAAGGAAAAGGAUGGACCCCGGUGAAACAGAAAGUAAAGCGGGUUAAGGACCGAUGAAACGCAUGAGGACCGUGGCGUCUUGGAGAGCUUCCCACAGAGGAGAGCGCAGGGUGGGCGCAUCGAGAUUCAAACCGGAUCAUUGUCAGUUGCGAUUCUUAGCUUCAUGAUUUCAGAAUUCAUUUUAUUACUUUGUUUACAUUUUUGGAUUCAACUACAUUUUUAAGCCCAUCCAAGAACGUUUCCAGAGCUGUCCAUUGCCACAUAGCAAGGCGCACGCUGUUUUGGAAAAGGAAAAAACAAAAACAAAAAAAGAAGAAGAAAACGAAUACCCCUGGAUGAACACCUAAAACUGCCCCAGAAUUUCAAGGAACGCAAACAAAGGAUCAGACUACCAGAGAUGAUUCAGAUUAUUGCAUGAAAACUGCUGCUGACCGGGAGUGUGGAUACAAACAACAGCUGGAAAAUUCCUCCCUCUCUACAAGCUAGAAUGUGGACCGUCUGUGCUGCUGCUGCUGCUGCUAAUGCUGCUGCUGCCGUGGGGAUCAUUGGACCGGGGAUUUUUGAAACGGAAAUUUCUGCAGGGAAAGGUUUAAAAAAUUUAUAGCUGCACUUGCACAAAAAUGUUUUUUGUGACGAGCAGCCAGUGGAUGACCCGGUCCAAAAGAGAGCUGGUGCCCAGACAGUUGGCAUCUCCAACAUCUGUGUAAAAAAAACGAAACAAAAAAAAAAAAAAAACACACGCAGAAGCACAGCUGCUGCAGGCUGGGGAUGUGAUGGGGUGAUUGCUGACAUCCCCAUUUGCCCACCCUCCCUCUCUUACUGUAUUAGCUCUUUGAUUGAAAACAAUGGAUCAGAAUUUGUCAACGGUACGAGACGGCAAGCAGCUCACGCCGGAGAGAGACUCGUCCAAGCGUGUCCUGACGGGAUGCUUUCUCUCCCUGCUAAUCUUCACCACCCUACUUGGCAACACCCUGGUGUGUGUCGCUGUCACCAAGUUCCGACACCUGAGGUCAAAGGUCACCAACUUCUUUGUGAUCUCACUGGCCAUCUCAGACCUCCUGGUGGCCAUUUUGGUGAUGCCGUGGAAGGCGGCCACAGAGAUCAUGGGGUUUUGGCCGUUUGGGGCAUUCUGCAGUGUCUGGGUAGCAUUUGACAUCAUGUGUUCCACUGCCUCCAUUUUGAACCUGUGUGUCAUCAGCGUUGAUCGCUACUGGGCCAUCUCCAGCCCGUUCCGUUACGAACGCAAAAUGACCCCUAAAGUGGCGUGCCUCAUGAUCAGCGUCGCAUGGACCCUCUCUGUACUCAUCUCCUUCAUCCCUGUUCAGCUGGACUGGCACAAGGCUGAGACCACCAGCUAUGCAGAGCUAAAUGGGACGUACCCCAGCGACCUGCCCCCUGAUAACUGUGACUCUAGCCUUAAUAGGACAUAUGCCAUCUCCUCAUCCCUCAUCAGCUUCUAUAUCCCUGUAGCGAUCAUGCUGGUCACUUACACCCGGAUCUACCGCAUUGCCCAGAAACAGAUACGGAGAAUAUCUGCCCUGGAACGUGCAGCGGAGAGUGCCAAAAACCGACACAGCAGUAUGGGGAACAGCUCAAACAUUGAGAGCGAGAGCUCGUUCAAAAUGUCGUUCAAACGAGAAACCAAAGUCUUAAAGACGCUCUCGGUCAUCAUGGGUGUGUUCGUGUGCUGCUGGUUACCCUUUUUCAUCCUUAACUGCAUGGUUCCCUUCUGCGAACCGAACCCGCCAGAUGGGUCUACGGACUUCUUCUGCAUCAGCUCCACCACUUUCGACGUGUUUGUGUGGUUUGGCUGGGCAAACUCCUCCCUCAACCCCAUCAUCUAUGCCUUCAAUGCAGACUUCCGCAAGGCCUUCUCCAUCCUUCUGGGCUGCCACCGGCUGUGCCCAGGGAGCAACGCAAUCGAGAUAGUCAGCAUUAACAACAACAUGGCUGCCGCUGCACCCAACCCUAACUCUCAGUAUCAGCCCAAGAGCCACAUCCCAAAGGAAGGGAACAACUCUGCGAGCUAUGUGAUUCCCCACACCAUCCAGUGUCAGGAGGACGAACUACAGAAGAAAGAUGGAUGUGGAGGGGAGACCGAGGCGGGAAUGGUAAACAACGUCUUGGAGAAACCCUCCCCUGCUAUCUCUGAGAAUUUAGACAGCGACACCGAGGUCACGCUGGAAAAGAUCAAUCCCAUCACACAAAACGGGCAACACAAAGCUGUGUCAUGUUGAGGGAACCUUUGCUAAGAGGGAUCAAAACUCAGUGAGACAAAAGCUCACACAGGAGGACAAUAAAACACGCGUUAGGGACAAGGAUCUCCAAGAAUAUGCCUGACAGGAAAACAAGUGACAGGACUCCAGACUGUCAACAAAAAUCCACAAAGAAAAAAAAACCUACAGAAUGUUCAAAAGUAAAGGCACUUUAUCCUGGAUAUAACUAUCUGCAAAAUACUCUCAGCAUUUGUGGAUGAAAUCCUUGUAUUUGAUUAUAAAUGUUGUCAACAUGUAUAUUAAAGUAGAAAAACAGCGCAUAUGCAUACAUCUUUGAAAUAUCUCUUAGGAUGUAUCCAUCUGAAAGCGUGUACUGUACAGUUCAGCGUUGACGCUACUCUGGAAGGACUUAAACACAUUAUAUUCAGCGGAAGAAAAUGUAGUAUUAGAGAAAUAUCAUGUAGGUAGGUGCUUUGUAGGUGUUACAUGAAAGAAAGAGCAAUGUGGAUAAACAGGUGCAGUAAAUUUAGUUGCUUUUAAGUUUCUUUGCUCAACUCUUCAGUAUUUUGUUGCAGGAGGAACAUCUGUGUUACAGUGGCUAUUUAUUUAAGUUUUGAAAUUCCUAUAAACACCAAAGUAACAUUUCUCUGAGUCAAGCCUGAAUAAGCUUUAUUAAUGUCGGAUUUUGGGAUUAAGAUUUUGAUGUAAAAAGGUCCAGAUGACGCGUAUGGAGUGAAAGAGAAAGAGAGAGAGAGAGACAAAGAAGUUUAGAAAUUACUGGUAUGGUUAGCUUUCCAUCUCCUGUAUUCUGAUCACACAUUGGAGCCAACAGUCACACCUAAAACCAUCAGGCAUUUAUUUUUCUCCGCCACUCAUUUAUUAUUUGCUGUAUGUCCCCCUGAUGCUUAUUAAGCAGAUUCAUUCAAUCUCUUCUCAUAUUAAUUUUCCUGUUCUCGUUUACUCAGUCUGCUGAUCUCAUUCUCCUUCGCGAUGCCCCUCUUUCUCGCUCUUUGUGAACAGGCUUCCAUUUUGCACCUGCGUUAUGGCUCUUUUAGUGUGUCUUUCUGUCUGCACGUUCUUCACAAUCUCCUUUGGCUGUCCUCCAUUUUAGCUACUUCUUCUAACCACUCGUAGUGGUGCUAAUGAUUUAUUUAUUUUUUUUACUUGCUAAAUACAUUCGGUUUACAAUUAAAAAAAAAGACUAAAUGCUUGUAUUAAAAUCCCCAUCGCAGUCAUACAGAGAAGUCAGGGAUGCAGUUGCGCUCAGCUGAAACACAUAUGACACUUGGUGACCUUUUGCAAACUUGCAGAUAUCAGAUUUGUAAAUUGCUCAUGCUGGGAGCCAUACUGUGCUGUAGUGGUGAUGUGGAGCACGCAGUGUGACAGAGUCGCAUCGUUUUGCAGAGGUGGAGUCGCAGACGGCACACCGUGAUGAGGAUUAGCCCUGAGCUGUCGGACGUGUUUUGUGUCUUUCCACAGCCGCGCUUUGAAAACAAAACACUUCCUAAUUAGGAAUAAACAGGGAUCUUUCACAGGAGGAGAACAUUAAGUUUUAUUAUAGAAUUAUCCGGCUGCUGCUGGUUAGAAUACAGCUGCCUUAGAAACGGUUGGCAUUUUGACCUGGAGUUCCAUGAUAGUGAUCAGAUGUACUGUUUCUCAAACCUGAAUUGUUUAUUUCAUGGCUAAAUCAGUCCAAUCUAGAGAUUUGCUUUUGUCCCUUAUGCCAAUCCUAGUUCUUUAAAAACAGGCAUUUGUUGUUACCCCCAAUCUAACACUUCAUUAAAGCCAGUGCCAUGUAAAUUCUUCAAAACUAGUUUUAAAGUGCAGUAAGAUGAGAUGCCGCACAUAUUUUGUAUUACAUUAUCUGCAGCAGUAUUGCUAUUGUGUCCCACUUUACUCAAUCACUAAUGAAGUUCAGGAUGAUUGUAGCUGAUAUUUUAUCCUAACAGCCUUAAUAUGCGGCUCCAACACGGUUUAGAAACAGUAAUGUCCUGAGAACAGGUCAGCACAGUUUACAUGACGUAUGCAGACAGGGAGCUGCAACAACCAAUACAGUUUUGCUUUCAAUGUAAAUGUCAUUGUAACGAUAAAAAAAUCUGAGCCACACUACUCUGGAUAUUUAUUUACUAAAUUGGUAUUUUUAUCCUUUUAGAAGGGAUUUCUUUUAAAAACACUGGGAACUGUUAGUAUUCGACAAUACAAUCAACAUUACCUUUAUCAGAAUUCAAAAGACCAAGAGCUUGAGCAUGUCUGAAGCAGGAUUAGACUAUAGAUUAUAUUAAAAGUGUUAUUUCUUGUUUUUUUUUCUUUUAAUCAAACAUUUACUAUUUUCCCUUAGAGCAAACGUUAACUUUUUAACAUUGUAAUUUCUUUAGCUUACAAAUAGUUUAAUGGAGACAGAAUGAGGAGAAACAAUGACAGAUUUGGAAAACUUGUUAAAACUGUUCAACUGUUGGGGUUUCUUGCACAGAAGCCAAGCCUGUGCAAGACCUGUGUGAUGUGGGCCUAUGUGUCAUUGGUUCUAUUAAUAGUUGAACUACAAGACCACAUUUAUUUGCCACAGACUUAAAGUUAAACUUAAACUUAACGGUUUUAAAAACCACCUCCACUUUAAAAAGAUGUUUUUAAGUCUCAAUUUUCCUUACCAAUAAAAGUUAAAUUCUGGGUUAACGCAGACACGGCCUUAGCAUGUUAGGGUAAACCACAAUUUAAUAAACCAGCAAAAUAAUUUGCAUGCCCUUAGACACUUUUGUUAGUCGUAACCCAAAAACAGAUGUAUUUGUGAAAGAUCGCCUACGGAAAAUACACCUGCAUGUGAAGCUGACACAAAGCUAAAGACAGUACACAAUUGAGAGGAAUCAGAAGUUGACUUUAGUCAGGGGCUUUGAUGAUGAUCAUUUUAAAAUGCCUUGAUCAACACUGUGCCAAAAAGGAUCCUGAAUUUAAACUUUACAAACAAAAACCAGCAGCUACAACAACAACCAUAUAGAACCAAGUGAGUCCAUGUUAGUUUUAUUUUUGUUUUGUUUCUUGUAAAAAGAAAAAGAUUACCUCCUCUUCCAUAAAUUACACUACAAAGGUUGUUAUGAAAAGAAAAAUAGUGAUUUUGACCAUAAUUAUACAGCAAAAGAAUACAGAGGAGACAGUUGGAGUACGCUUUAUUAUAUUUUCAGUUCUUUUUGAUGUUGCUGGGUAAGAAUCCUCAGCAGCCAGCGUUCACUCUGACGUUGUAUACUGAUCGUUCACUGUAUGUUGUUUGUGCCCAGGAAGCCGUAGAACCGUUGCACAUCAGAGAAAGGAAGAACCGAUCCAAUACAAGGCAAUUGGUCUUGAAUAAAGCAUUUGAUUUUCCUGCGUUGGAAAAUCCAAUGAUAUCUAGAUGGCAGCAAAGCGAGGGGGGAAAGCUUUUAGCUCAAUACGUUGCUUGGCUUGUGUCACAAAAGCACCUCGUUGUCCUGCGUGCUGUCCUGUAGCCUCCCAUGUGCUCUCUUCCAUCAGGUUGGGAUUUGAUGUUUUCAGACUCAAUUUGGAUUAGCACCCAUUUUGAUCUUGAGAGCGCCCUGAUUAAAACAAACUGUGAACCCCCACCCUUACAUUCUGUAACCCGUCUCUUUUAAAGAUGAUCAUCCAUAUCAUGCUCACUCAGAACCAGUUCAGUUAAAUGCUUUUCCCUGCAAUUAUUUCCAAUCACAUCCAGGCUUCAGCACGUGAUAAAACAUGACAUGUGUGUAAUCUGUUCAGGAUUUGACAUGAAAGAAAACUGCCUUGCAGGGUGGGGCGUGGGGGAUUUUUUUUCUCAACCCCCCCCUUCCUUUUUUUUCCCAGCACCUCCUUCCUUCUCUGUCUCUUUCUCUUUGCUCUCGGCUGCUUCUGUCGACUUGAUGAGCGCUCCCAAUGUUAACAAAGAUUGGAUUUAUAAUUCAGCAGCUGGGUCCGACUGUUUUUCUUUUUCUCUGUAAUCUAAGUUAAGGCGCCAAAUCAAAAUUUUAACUGGUUAUUUUACUGUUACUUGUACUUUUUUUUUGCUUGUUUGUUUGUUUUUUUUGCCAAAGUUCUCAUGUCUGGCUGAAUGUGGAUGUACUUUAGCAUAUGCUGUGACAUAACCAGUGUUUUCUAUGCUGAAAGUUGGGGUGGGUACUUGGGACUCUUGAUGACAUUGAGAUUAAUUUGCCAUUUCUUGCGACAUCUUUUUAUACAUGCCGUUGGUGAACCUAUGACGGACAGCGGAAAUGAUCUUUGCUUUCUGUCUCCUCCAACCCCCUGCCCCCCUCCACGAGUCUUCACCUUGUCAGCUCUGUGAAUCAUCUCUCCACAGAUUAACCCGGUUUCGAUUUUGGAGAAUGCCGAUGUCAGUUCAAAACUCCUGGAAGCGAAAUGUUUUGCUUGAUGUGGAGCAUUUCCUCCGGGAGGCCCUACAUGUUCCUUUGAGGGCGCUAUGGCUGUGGGGACAGUACAUAGUCUCUCCAUCAGUGUUCUAGCAAUGAUGAAUGACAACUUUAGCAAAUCUGACAGUGCAGAAUCCCUCUGUGUCCUCCUAAAACGAGCGGCCAGGCGCUGCAAGAACAGAGCCAUUUUAGCGAUGAUGUUUCACCUCAUUUAACUGUCUGACUUAAUGACAGAGUCCCUACCUCAACCUCAGUCAGCGGGUUUUAUGUAGAAAAAAAAAUCUAUUGAAACAGUUAAUGGCAGUAAUAAGGGUUGGGUUUUGCAGGGAUAGAGUAUUGUACAAUGAUGUUUAAAAUGUAGUCGUGAUGAACACAAGUGCUUUCAAUUUUUCAGAAUCCUUAAUAUGUGUAGCAGACUUACAUGCUGUAUGUUUUCUCAAGUGUGGGAUUAAAAUCUACAGUAAGAUGCAAGAUUCACUGAGAAUUCUUAUGAACUUACUUACAUGUUUUUGGUGUUGAUCCAUGAAAGUGAUGUCAAAGAUUAUAGCCCUGAGAAAUAUUUAGUUUACAGUUUGUACAAAGACAAAAAAACAAAUGUGCCCUUCUUGUUAAAUAAACAUGUAUGUAUGUUCUUUUUUCA